AUGUGAAUUGAUCUGUACUCGUCCUUCUCCGCUGCAAAUCAGUACCCCAAAAAUCCAAAACCUCAAUUCUCACUCUCUCACCCCAUGGACACCUUGUCGAGCUCUGUUUCCCCCUUCAAUCUGCACGCCCUUCAACCCUUACAAUCCCGGCCGGAUGGUUAUCACCCAGCCCUCCCUCCACCACAUCGCCGCCACCACCCCCACCUAUCCUCCGCCGCCAAACCCAGCCCAUCAAUCUCUUCUUUCUCUCCCGACAACAACAACAACAACAACCACGACCUGAUCUUCACCUCUACUUCUUCUUCUUCUUCUUCUUUCCCAGUGGUCAAGAACACCGCCAAUCCAUUGCUCUUCCACCACCGAGCUGCCACCGGAUACGCGGCAGCUCUGCUUGACGCAGCCCGGUGCAACAACUCGCUUCAGGCGGCCCAGAGGGACGUUAAGAGGUUCGCGAAGUUGCUGAAAAAGGAGCAGCUUCAAGGUUUUUUGAGCGACCCAUUUGUGGAUGAGAAAGAGAAGGGACGAGUGUUGAAGGAAGUGGCGGAGAGAGGGAGGUUUCACGGGCAUUUGGUGGCUCUGAUGAAGAUGCUGGUCGAGAGAAGCAAGCUGAAGGGGCGGGUAGGGGUGUUGGUGGGGGAGACGCUGGCUGAGUUUCAGAGAAUCUAUCUCCAGUUGGUUUGGGAGUGCCAAUCAGCUUAAUUAGUCAUUUGUAGGUAGCCCUGUUUGUUUGUAUUCUCUAAUUAAUGUGGUCAUGGACCAUAAUGAUGUGAAAACCUUCCUGCCCUUUUAAUUAAUUUGAAUGGUUUUGUUUUUCAUAGAA
Molecule: messenger RNA, 820 nt
Organism: Diospyros lotus (date-plum)
Lineage: Eukaryota; Viridiplantae; Streptophyta; Magnoliopsida; Ericales; Ebenaceae
Exons: 1
Coding region: 85-699 (204 amino acids)
Biological process (GO): proton motive force-driven ATP synthesis; photosynthetic electron transport in photosystem II; photosynthetic electron transport in photosystem I
Cellular component (GO): chloroplast thylakoid membrane
Molecular function (GO): proton-transporting ATP synthase activity, rotational mechanism
Source: RefSeq, a predicted model, not a curated record